GAUUAUGAGUAAACUUUUGAAAAUUCAAAAAGAUUGAUCGUUUAUUUUAUUUGUAAUUCGUUUAGUUUUUACAUUUAGUAUUAAGUUUACAUUAUGAUGAGUUCUCCACUACACGUAGAGGUAGUUCAACAAAGACACAGUAGUCUUAGAAAAAACGACUUAAAAGAGAUGGUGCACACUUUUCUGGCAAAUUUCACUAAUUUGAGACCUGGGACAACGUUGAGGAACAGUAACUUGGAGGAAGACGUGAAACUUCAGGAGCAUGUUCAAUCUAUAACAAUUUGUGAUGCAGAUCAUGACUGUGAUGUUGUUACCAGUGAAACGGAUCUAAUAUUUCAUAUUUACAAAUUGGACUCUUUUGGAGCUGAAACCGACACUCUUAGCGAAAAUUCUCCCGGUGAGGAAGUUGCUGUUGCGGAUGUAUGGACUCUGCCAACUGAAGAGUUUUAUGGCUUGUGGGAAAGCCUCAUAUACGACUCUAAGCUCAAGGAAAAUUUAUUGAGGUUUGUGGAGACAUCUUUUCAAUUUAGUGACCGAGGCGUCGAUCAUAACAUCGUUGGAUGGAACAGAGUAGUGCUACUGCACGGGCCCCCGGGCACGGGUAAAACUAGUUUGUGUCGUGCGCUCGCCCAGAAAGUGGCGGUGCGUCUCGCUCACAAGUUUUCUAGAGCGCGCUUGCUCGAAAUUAAUGCGCACGGCUUAUUUUCGAAAUGGUUCUCAGAGAGUGGGAAACUGGUCGCUAAACUGUUUGAACGUAUACGUGAAAUUAUUGAGGACCCCCGGGCGCUGACCUGCGUGCUAAUUGAUGAGGUAGAGUCGUUGGCGCAUGCACGCCGCGCCGCCCUCGCGGGCUUGGAGCCGUCCGACUCUAUUCGUGCAGUAAACGCGAUCUUAACUCAAUUAGAUAGAUUGAAACGACAUCCCAAUGUCUUGAUUUUGACUACAUCAAAUUUGACAGGAGCUAUAGAUGUAGCAUUUGUGGAUCGGGCGGACAUCAAGCGACUGGUGGGGCCGCCGUCGCAGCGAGCCACAUAUGAGAUUUUACGUGGCUGCUGUGAAGAGCUGAUGGCGCGCGGCCUCAUAGCUCCUAGCGAGCAACUGUUUUCACUUCAGAUGCUUGAGGCGGGAGGCUUUAUAGAAACGGAUGGGUCAAGUACCAGCCUCCGUCUCCAUAACAUAGCACAUGAAGCUGCGGCUUUAAGCAUAUCUGCACGAGCCUUACGUCGUUUACCUUUCCUUACUCUAGCAUUGCAUGUAAAGCCGACAUGCUCAAUAUCUUUGUCAACAUUCUUGGAGGGCCUGCGGGAAGCUCUCACACAACACAUCCGUGACAUGACUGAUUUUCACAAUGAUGCAGAGCAAUCAAUUGUUGCUAAUGAUCACAUUUGAGAUAAGCUUAUUGUUUUAGCUAGUCUAAGUAUUUUUGUGAUGUGAAUUAAAUAAAACCUUUUAUAAACACAACAUUUUUUAAUAAAACACUUUGUAACUA
This is a messenger RNA of Papilio xuthus (Asian swallowtail), 1489 nucleotides long. It is a transcript of the gene pch2, whose product is annotated as pachytene checkpoint 2 protein. The coding region runs from base 94 to 1389 and encodes 431 amino acids. Gene Ontology annotation, biological process: meiotic recombination checkpoint signaling; reciprocal meiotic recombination. The record is from RefSeq and is a predicted model, not a curated record. NCBI's taxonomy places the organism in Eukaryota, Metazoa, Arthropoda, Insecta, Lepidoptera, Papilionidae. The transcript has a single exon. Gene Ontology annotation, cellular component: chromosome; nucleus. Gene Ontology annotation, molecular function: ATP binding; ATP hydrolysis activity.